GGCAAACGCUGAUACCAAUCUGUAACCUAUUUCAUGUGUCUUACAACACGGAGUUAUGGCUUUAGUGUAGGUAGAGGUUUUCUGUCGUGAAAUUGAGCGGGUUUAUAACAGGCUUAUGAGCCGGUUAUUGUAGAGAACUGACAGCCUGCGUGUCAUCCCUGUGUUAAAUGGAGCGACUUCAUGCUGAUCACUCAGUCGUGUAGAUUCGGGGGACGUGUCAGCUCCUGUAUCCUCCCGUCCUUGUUCCGUCUUUUCUCCAGUAGUUCCAGCAGCAUGGCAAAGAGUAAGUUCGAGUAUGUCCGCAACUUUGAGACGGAUGACACUUGUCUACGGAACUGCUACAUUGUGGUGAGACUGGAUGGUCGCAACUUCCACAAGUUUGCUGAACAACACAAGUUCACAAAGCCUAAUGAUGACAGGGCUUUAGGACUGAUGAAGAGGAGUGCACGCUCCGUCAUGGAAGAGCUUGAAGAUAUAACGAUUGCAUAUGGACAGAGUGACGAGUUCAGCUUUGUUUUCAAGAGGAGUUCCACUUGGUUUAAAAGAAGGGCCAGCAAGCUGAUGACCCAUGUUGCCUCCCAGUUCUCUUCCUCCUACGUGUUUUACUGGAAGGAGUUUUUUGGCGAGCAGCCCCUCCUUUACCCUCCAGGCUUUGAUGGACGUGUGGUUUUAUAUCCAAGCAAUCAUAACCUUAAAGACUACCUCAGCUGGAGGCAGGCUGACUGUCACAUUAAUAACCUGUAUAACACAGUGUUCUGGACAUUAGUACAGAGAGGAGGCCUGACCACCGCACAGGCAGAGGAUCGUCUGAAGGGAACAUUGGCAGCAGAUAAAAACGAGAUCCUGUUCUCAGAGUUUGACAUCAACUACAACAAUGAAUCUGCCCUCCACAGGAAGGGCACCACGCUCAUCUGGGAGAAGCGAGACGAGACUGUCGUCAAACGCGUGAAGCUGCCAAACGAGGAGGAGAAGGACGUCCCCGUCACCCGCAGCAGGAGGCGAGUGGAGGCGUACCACUGCGACAUCAUCGGGGAGCAGUUCUGGGAGGAACACCCGGACGUCCUGGAGGAGGACGGCUGCUGACGGCGCCUCUCUCGCUCCUGUUCAUGGAGAACAGCUCUGAACUCCUCUGACUGAGCAAGUCUCAAACAUUUUACCCAUGAAGCUCCAUGUCCUUGAAAGGCUUUCUGACACUGAAGCCUUCUGAUGAGUGACUUUGUACGAAUACUUUCCCACAGCCGGAACAUUUUCCUCCUCUUGUGUAUUCCGCUCCUGUAAUCUUCCCACCAUGGAGGAACUUUUCUGCUUGAUGUGUAAAAUGUCUGUCAUGUUGAAAGAAAAGAUUUUAGGCUCUCUUAAUGAAGGUGUGGCGUGCAAAGCUAUUUUCCAAUUCGAUAUCAUG
Salarias fasciatus (jewelled blenny) is the source of this 1402-nucleotide messenger RNA. It is a transcript of the gene thg1l, whose product is annotated as tRNA-histidine guanylyltransferase 1-like. Gene Ontology annotation, molecular function: magnesium ion binding; tRNA guanylyltransferase activity. The record is from RefSeq and is a predicted model, not a curated record. NCBI's taxonomy places the organism in Eukaryota, Metazoa, Chordata, Actinopteri, Blenniiformes, Blenniidae. Bases 181 to 1083 code for a protein of 300 amino acids. Gene Ontology annotation, biological process: tRNA modification. The transcript is spliced from 7 exons.